AUGGACAAUGGAAAGAAAACUACAGAGAUUUCUAAAAAUGGGAUUAACGAUUUCAUCAAAUCUAUCAUCCUUUCCGAUCCUUAUACAAAGGAAACUAAAGAACCCUUUUUCGUUCUCGAUUUAGGCAUGGUUACAUCUCUCAUGGCUAUAUGGAAAGAAAAUCUCCCCACCAUCCGCCCUUUCUACGCCGUCAAAUGUAACCCUAACCUUUCUUUACUCACCCACAUGGAAACCCUAGGCGCCAACUUCGACUGCGCUAGCCAAAAAGAGAUCGAACUCAUCCUUUCUCUAGGAAUCUCUCCAAACCGGAUCAUAUUCGCAAACCCAUGUAAACCCGAUACCCAUAUUCGCUAUGCAUCCAAAACGGGUGUCACAAGAACCACAUUCGAUUCCGUUUACGAGGUUGAAAAGAUCAAAAAGAACUACCCGGAUGGUAACUGUCAACUCUUAAUCCGGGUCAAACCCAUACACGAUUACGGGUCGGCUAGAUGCCCGUUGGGAGCGAAAUACGGCGCCCUACCGAACGAAGUCGAGCCGCUUCUAAAAGCGGCCAAACUCUCCGGGCUAGACGUGGUCGGCGUCUCGUUUCAUAUAGGCAGCGGCGACGCAGACUGCCGAUCGUACCACUCGGCUAUCUCAGCCGCUCGAGACGUAUUCGACACGGCGACAAAACUAGGGUUUCCAAGGAUGCGGGUUUUAAACAUUGGCGGCGGAUUCACAGCCGGUUCACAAUUCAUAGAAGCAGCCGAAGCUGUGAACUUUGCUAUCCAAACCUAUUUCAAAGACGAACCGGAUCUUGAAAUAAUUGCCGAACCGGGUCGGUACUUUGCGGAGCACCCGUUUACAUUGGCGGCGAAUGUUAUUGGGAAACGUGUGAGAGGGGAGUUAAGAGAGUAUUAUAUAAACGACGGGCUUUACGGGUCGUUUAAUUGUAUACAAUAUGAUCAUGCGGUUAUUACGGUGAAGGCAUUUAUGGUUGAGUCGGAUCCGGAGAAUGUAAAUGGGUUCGGGUCAAUGACAUAUGGGUCGACUGUUUUUGGCCCGACUUGUGAUGCACUUGAUACGGUGGUGGAAGGUUAUGAGCUGCCGGAGAUGGAGAUCGGAGAUUGGAUGGUGUUCCCUAAUAUCGGGGCUUAUUCGUCGGCUUCUGGAUCGAAUUUUAAUGGUUUUAAAGGUGUUGGACUUUCAACUCAUUUGGUUUAUUCUAAGGGUGGCUAAUAAUUUAGGGUUUGAUUAGUGGUUAAAUAAUUGUGUUUUAAGUGGAAUAUAGUUUUAUCCAUGUGGCACUUUUUUUGUUUUUUUAAUAUUUUAAGUUGA
Molecule: messenger RNA, 1317 nt
Organism: Impatiens glandulifera
Lineage: Eukaryota; Viridiplantae; Streptophyta; Magnoliopsida; Ericales; Balsaminaceae
Product: ornithine decarboxylase-like
Exons: 1
Coding region: 1-1218 (405 amino acids)
Cellular component (GO): cytoplasm
Molecular function (GO): ornithine decarboxylase activity
Source: RefSeq, a predicted model, not a curated record